UUCAAUGACCGUUGCCAAUAUUUUAUUAUGCAAUCAGCAUGGCAGAUUUGUCUGGCAAGGCGGUCGCCGUUUCUCUGGCAAUAUCCUUUUUGAUUGGAACUUUCGUGGGUUACAAAUGUAACUCGUUGUACAGGCAGCAUUUGCAGAACAAACGAGACCGUCUCAGGAAACAAGCCAUUGAGAUUCAGACGAAACUGAAUGCAUCAUAAAAAGAAACAAAACGAUAUCUGAGUGCCACUGGAUAUGUCCAGUGACUGCGACAAAGUUGUCAACCACCCCCCUGCCAUGAAGCCAGUUGUGUUGGUGCAUGGCGGGGCGUGGGCCAUACCAGACGACUUAGUGCAGGCUAGCUGUCAAGGGGUACAGAAUGCAGCCAAGACUGGCUACCGUGCGCUGACUGAGGAGGGAGCUACGGCCUUAGAUGCUGUGGUGGCUGCUGUCUGCGUGUUGGAGGAUGACCCAGCAUUUGAUGCAGGAACAGGAUCCGUGUUGAAUGAGGACGGUGACGUUGAGAUGGAUGCCAUCGUGAUGGAGGGACGGCACCUGCAAACCGGGGCUGUCGCCUGCGUCAAGAACAUCCUGAACCCUGUCAAGCUGGCUCGACUCGUCAUGGAAAAGACGGAACAUGUCUUACUUGCCGGAGACGGGGCCAACAAGUUUGCCAGGAGUGUUGGGAUGAAGGAGGUCCCCACGUCUGUCCUCGUUAACAACGAUGCUGUCAAAGAACUUGACCAUUUCAAGAAGUUUAAGAAAACUGUGAAUGGACUGUUUAGCACAAGAGACCAUGACACAGUAGGUGCAGUAGCAAUAGACAGACAGGGCAAUGUAGCAUGUGCCACAUCGACUGGGGGAAUCACAGCCAAAAUGGUGGGCAGAGUUGGCGACAGCCCAAUCAUUGGAAGUGGAGCCUAUUGUGACAAUGCGGCAGGAACAGCAUCCACCACAGGUCAUGGGGAGUCCAUCGCCAAGGUUACACUAGCACGACGGGUCGUGUACAACAUGCAAAAUGGGCACAGUGCCCAACAAGCAGCUGAAGAGGCUCUCUCCUACAUGUCCACCAGAGUCAACGGGGCAGGGGGAACCAUCGCACUGGAUAGAACGGGCAACGCUGGGAUAGCCUUUACCACAGAACGCAUGCCCUGGGCUUGGGUUGGGAGUGGCUCCCUUCAUUAUGGCAUCAACCCAGGGGAAGACUUCACCAUGGCAAGCUGAGUUAACUUGGGCAGGGGGAACUACAGCACUGGAUAGAACGGGCAACGUUGGGAUCGCCUUUACCACAGAACGCAUGCCCUGGGCUUGGGUUGGGAGUGGCUCCCUUCAUUAUGGUAUCAACCCAGGGGAAGACUUUACCAUGGCAAGCUGAGU
Molecule: messenger RNA, 1365 nt
Organism: Patiria miniata (bat star)
Lineage: Eukaryota; Metazoa; Echinodermata; Asteroidea; Valvatida; Asterinidae
Gene: asrgl1
Product: isoaspartyl peptidase/L-asparaginase-like
Exons: 7
Coding region: 244-1212 (322 amino acids)
Molecular function (GO): asparaginase activity
Source: RefSeq, a predicted model, not a curated record